Acipenser ruthenus (sterlet) is the source of this 2750-nucleotide messenger RNA. Its product is annotated as B-cell receptor-associated protein 31-like. The coding region runs from base 252 to 992 and encodes 246 amino acids. NCBI's taxonomy places the organism in Eukaryota, Metazoa, Chordata, Actinopteri, Acipenseriformes, Acipenseridae. The transcript is spliced from 8 exons. The record is from RefSeq and is a predicted model, not a curated record. Gene Ontology annotation, biological process: endoplasmic reticulum to Golgi vesicle-mediated transport; intracellular protein transport. Gene Ontology annotation, cellular component: endoplasmic reticulum membrane; endoplasmic reticulum.
CUGCAGACUUGAAUUUGAUUUAUUGCUCCCUAUGUCUGCUUCCUGUGUGAGCUGGGUUGAAAGGUUGAUUUUUUGUGCUGAUGUGUUUGAGGAAAGCUGGGGAGUUCACCAAAUCCUUCCUGGAAGCUGAGGAGUCAAAAAAAUAAUUGCAUUAAAAAUAAAUUUAAAGGCCUAUAGACUUCACGCACAAAGAAAGCCAGAGGUACUCAAGAGGAAAAGGUAACCACUGCAAAAACGCUGUUUGAGUGAAGAUGAGUCUGCAGUGGACGGCCGUUGCUGCUUUUCUGUACGGGGAGGUGUUUGCUGUGCUCUUGCUCUGUGUUCCCUUCAUCUCACCAACCAGAUGGAAUCGAAUCUUCAAGUCUCGUCUGGUGAAGAUGGUCAUGGCUUACGGCAACACCUACUUCAUUGUUCUCAUCCUAAUACUGGUUUUCCUGCUUAUAGAUGCUUGUCGUGAGGUGCGCAAGUACAGCGUCACGGAGAAGGUGGACCUGACCAACAACCCGGUGGCCGUGGAGCACAUUCACAUGAAGCUGUUCAGAGCUCAGAGGAACCUUUACAUCGCCGGCUUUGCCCUCCUGCUGUGGUUUUUGCUGAGACGCCUGGUCACCCUGCUCUCUCAGCAGGCCUCCAUGGUGGCUUCAAACGAGGCCUUCAGGAAACAGGCAGAGGGAGCGAGCGACGCGGCCAAGAAGUACAUGGAAGAGAACGAGAGGCUUCAGGAGGAGCUGAAAGAAGCCGGGAUCGAAGCUCCGGAGGGUGGGAGAAAGGGACCGAGUGUGGCAGAAGAAAACCAGAAGCUGAAAGUGGAGCUGAAGAAACUGAAGGAAGAGUUUGAAACUACCAAGAAAGCUCUGCAGACCUCGGAGAACGACGUCAAAGCAAUCAAGAAGCAGGCGGAGAACUUGACCAAAGAGUACGACAGACUGCUGGAGGAACACGCCAAGCUACAGGCUCAGGGGGAUGCACCAAGAGUUAAGAAGGACGACUGAACGGACUCUAGAGAUCUGGAUGUGGGGGUCCCACGAUCACCGUACCCCCCCCAAAAAAACAUCAUUAACGCAACACCGCGAUGCUGAAUAUAAAAAAGCAGAAACACGCUCAGACUUUGUUCUAGAAUCUCUCUCUCGCUCUCUCUCGCUCUCUCCCCUCCCUCUUGGUCCUCUUGGUACAGCCAUGAAUAUUUUUUUCACAGCUUCUCAACUAUUGGGACAGAAGUUACACAGUAGGGCACAAAUUAUGGCAAAAAAAAAAAAUUCUAGGGGUGUGGAUUGUAUUGCCAAUGUUUCCUCACUUUGAAUCCUUACUUACUAAAUACCUGGGUAUCUCUUAAUAGAUAAUCGUCUUUUUUUUUAAUGAGCAAGAUAUUUACUGAGCAAGUAUUCUGAGGUGAAGUUUUCCAGCAACAAACUCCCCCAUCCCCAGCUGUGUUUCAGGGACCGUUCUACUUGAGAGAUGUCUGGCCCAUUUUAAAAAUAUGUAGCAUAGUUUUAUAGGAGGCUGUGUGGUCCAGUGGUUAAAGAAAAGGGCUUGUAACCAGGAGGUCCCCGGUUCAAAUCCCACCUCAGCCACUGACUCACUGUGUGACCCUGAGCAAGUCACUUCACCUCCUUGUGCUCCGUCUUUCGGGUGAGACGUAGUUGUAAGUGACUCUGCAGCUGAUGCAUAGCUCACACACCCUAGUCUCUGCAAGUCUGCUGAAUAAACAAAUAAUAAUAAAGAGAUUUAUCUAUUCAGGGAUAACGAGAUAUUUAUUAAGUCACGGGUUUGAGUGAGGAAACAUAGGCAAUACAAUCCCCACCCCUAGUCUUGCUGUGAAUCUUGUUGCUGUCUUCAUUUAUGCUCAGAAGCACAGCAGAGGUCAUUGUAGUGAUUCUUGAAUAAAGUGUGUUUGAUAGUUGGUAUGAAUAAUUUGCAGAACUAAUUUUUAACUAAUUAAAAAAAUUAAAUAAUAAUAAUAAUAGGCAGUCCAUAGAAAGAUCAUUUGAUCUUAUGCAUCAUAGAGUUAAGCCCAUCAGGACCAUUGCAUGUAUUGUAUCGCUAGUGAAGCAAAAUUAAAUCAUUUUAUCUUCUUCCACCUCGAUCGUGACACAUACAGUAUGGUAUUGGGACAUUGUUUACAACCCCGAAUAUAUACUGAACAGCUGGGCGUGUUAGUUGUCCAUUAUACCAUACUGCCCCAAUCCCAUCCCCAAUUUGUGAUUCAAUUAAAAAUAAGUACUGGUUAACAGGCGGCUGUAUUAAUGUGAUCCCGUCAGCCGUGUGAUUUAUUUUCUUCUGUAUCGAAGCAGAACAGCUCAGAACCAUUCAGAGUAACUGUAAACAAUAACAAAAGGUUUAGUCAAAUAUUAAAAAAAUUAACUUAAGGGGUUUGCAGACUGUGUAAGAAGGCUCCCCCUUUUUGUUUGUUCAAUUUUUUUUUUUUAUUUAGCUUGAGACUUGUGCUUGGCAUACAGUGCCACCUCCUGGUCUGAUGAUGUAAAGACAGCCAGUAUCAAUUCUCUCUUUUUUUUUUUUUUUUUUUUUUUUUAAUGGCUAUACUUCAACUGGCACCAAAGCUGUAAAUCUAUGUUUAAUACAGUAAAUACAUGUUUUUUUUGUGCACAGAGGUUUACAAUACAGUUCUGUUAAAAAAAUAAACUGUUUGUAUUGUAUUGAUAUUCUGACGUUCAUGUAUAUGCUAGUGGAGCCUGUAGUUAUUCCAGCGUAUUAAUAAAUCAUGUUUCAGCUUUUCAACGCUGACACAGGCA